AUGUAUUUUGAAGACUAGAAGAAACAAGGUCGAAACAGAUCAUUUGCAUAGGUAGAGAAUUUUUCUAACAAGAAUAAAGUUUGUUAGAAUCCUACAUAGCAUUAAGGCCAAACCAAGUAGAUUCAAAGUACAUCUAAUAAAGGUACUUAAGAUAAUCAAAGCUAUAACCAGAAUCAUUUUCAUUAAGAUUAACCUGCUUUUUCUGUUCCUUCUCAUCCGUAGUAUUCUUCUUCAGUUUCCUAAAAUAUGCAAAUUAACGUAAAAGGUCAAAACCUCAAUCACCAUAGUUCUAUGAGCCUUUAGAAUAACUAGGGAGUUUAUAAAUACAGCGGCUCUUAAAAUUUUUAAAGCAGCUAAUUAAAUAAUCCCCAAAGCUUCCAAUAAAUUUAGCAAAAUCCUUCUUAGUCUUAAAAAUCUUAGCCCUAAGCCACAGAUACUUAGAAAAUAUUACAAGAAUAGCAUAUUAAUACGCAUUAAAAUAAGCUUUAGAUGUAAAGCUCAAAUUGUGCUCUUAGUAAAGCAGCCUAAUUGAAGACUUCAAAUUCAGCAUAAUAAAGUGCAUAGAACAUGUUAGGCACAAAUUCAAUUAAUUCAUAAAAUUGUAGCAAUUAAUUCACUAAAAAUUCAUCAUACUGUCAAGAAAUUAAUUAGCACAAUAAUGUUAAAAAAAGUGUUUAAGUGAAUAUCAAAAGUAAAUAAAAACCGGAGAAUGAUCAAUUAGAUAAUUCAAAUAUACCUCAGUAAUAAAUAUCAUUAUAGUAAACAGUUCAUUCUAAUUUACUUCCUUAUGCUUAAAACGGGGAAUAUGCACUUUAGUAGACCAAUACUUCAAGCAGUACUAAUUAAUAACAACUAAUGAACCAGUAGUAUGCAACUAAGACAAAAAAGCAUCAACGCCACCACUCAGAAAUAGCUAUUUCAAAGCAUUCUAAGUAAUACAGCAUACUAGGAGUAAAUCUGCAACCUCCACCUUAGAUGUCUAUUCAUAACUAUUAAGGUUUUUAGAAGGAGUCCUAUAAUAAAGAAAAUCUAAAUAUUUAUGAUACUGCAAUUUCUAGUAACCGCUACAAUGUUAAUGAGUAAAAUUUGAUUUAGGCUAAACCUAAAGGAAUAUCACCCCAUAAUACUGAUAGCUAUAAGAAACUAGAGUAUAAAAAUGACCAAGUUACAAAUUAAAACUAAAAUCAAUAAGGUUAAUAAUUAUAUAACGAAAAAAAUUUUAAUUCUUCUUCUUUACGCUUUACAGCUAAUAAUCCAAGCUGCAUAAUGAGUAUAAAUGAUGGGAAUACCUCGUCAAAUAACUAAAAAAUCGAAUAGGGAAUAUAGAAAGAAGUAAUUAAUAGCUACAUUUCGUUGAGAUUAAAAAAUUCAAGAUAAAAUUCAAUAAGCAUUCUACCAACUCACGAUUAAUUUAAAUAAAAUGCCACUGAACAUAAUUAGAUCGAUGAUAAAAAUAAAAAUUCAAGCAGGUAGUACAAAGAAACAAAGAUAGGUAUGAUAAGUGAUGAGAAUAAUAGUAUAAACUAUAGACAACAAAAUGUAGAGUCAUUGAAAACAAAAAUGAGUCCCAUAAUUUAACCUCAAAAGUAAAAUGAUUAAAAGUUAGCUAAGCUAAAAGACUAAGAUAAAUAUCAAAAUGCGUCUUUAAAAGUAGAUUAAUAAGAUAUUAAUUCUACCUUGAAAGGAGAUAAUAUUAUGAAAAAUAAUAAAUUUCAAAAUUACUCUAUAUUAGCUGAUGAAAUUCAGUAAAACUUGAACUUAUAGAAUCGAAGAGUUUCUGCCCUUCUUAAUAAUGAUAAUACCUAGAAUUAUUUGAAUUUAACUGAAAAUUAAAGCUAUUAAAGCACGAAUAGAAGUUUAAAUAAUAAACAUACUUCUAUAAAUACUAAUUACGAUUAAUAGCCUUGUAAUGCAAACAUAUAUAGCGUUCCAUCAAAUAAUAGCAGUGUUAUUAAUAAAUCUAACUCCACUUCGUUUCAUCAAAGUAAUCUACAAUAAGGAUAACAAUAAAAAGAGUUAGUUAAUACUUUCACUAAUAUUAAUAAUGGAUAAGGUUCAUAAUAAAAUUCAACUACUAAUUUGUCAUAUAAUCACUCUAUUAAUAAUAAUUAAUAUUAAACAAGCUCAAACUAAACUUCUAUCAUGCAUAAUUCCAUUAGCCAAGCAAACCCUUCCUUCUAAACCAGAGCAAAUAAUAAGAAUGAUUCAUAGACUAACGAGAAUAAUUUUUAAAUACAGUAAAAUAUUAGUUUGAAUAGUAAAAUAUAAAAUAUUCUGUCUCAUGAGACAAAAAGUAACUUAGUGAGUAAAAAUACUACAAUAUAGUAUAAUAACCCAUUAAAUCCUAACAACUAAGGAUAAUCACUAUCCUCUCAUCCUACUUAUAGAGAGAAAGAAUUUAACAUUGUGUAAGAUUAUAAUCCAAAAUCAAUGAUUGAAAAGCGUAGAAAAUCUCAUAGCAUAGCCAAUAACAUUAUUAAUAGUAAUUCCCGCAAUUUAAAACAAGCAAUAAUUUAAUCAACCUUAUAGUAAGCUUAAGCAUAAGAAUUAUCUUAGAAUAAUUCUCAUUUACAAAGCACAAAUUCGAUGAUUAACUAAAAUUUACCCUAGAAUAGCUCUUAGAUUAUAAGUUAUAAUAACUAAAAUUUCAGUUAAUAAACUACAACAAAUAAAUCUAAUUCUAAUAAUCCAAUUAAAACUUAAAAUGGCCAAUAGAAUUUACAAACUAACAUGAUUUUAUAGAACGUAUCUUAAAUAGGAAAUAAUUUUGGAUUAGCUCCUUCUAGUUAACAUACUCCAACAAGUAUUAGUCCUAUAAAUUACAUGCAAAGCUAAAGUAAUUAUAGCAGUAAUAGUAAUUUAAAUAAUGGAUGUAGUAGUGGAUCAAAGUAAAAUAUCUGUAAUUAGCAACCUAUCUUAAAUUAGGCUAAUGUUAGUUCAGGUACUUAAGAUUAAUCAAAAUUAAGUGUAAAUAAAGUGAAUCUAACAUUUGCAGAACAAUUAAAAAUUGAAAAACAAAAGAAACUGAAAGAACCAACUCUCAAUAUAUUAAAUUUAGGCAUAAACAGUGAAAGAAAUAGCAAAUAAAAUUUUGUUUCUAAUACAGCAAAUAACAGCUAUAGUUACUGCAGCAAUAACAGCAACAAUACUUCAGCUAUAAGUACUCCUUAUGCUAUUACAAAUGCUGUAGAUACCACACAGAAGAGCAAUAUCAUUUCUAAUAACACAAUAAAUUCUAAUAAUAAAGCCAAUAAAAAUAGUUAUGUAAACGAGCCAAUGAUUUACUCAGGUAAAAAUUCAAACAGCUCGAGUCUAUAAAACACAUAUGUUAAAAACAAUAACGAAUUUUAAUAGAGUUAUACCAAACCAUAUGAUAACUAUACAAACCCUAACUCAAAUAGAGUUAAUUUACCUUCAAAUUCCAUUCAUACAAAUUAAGAACCAUAUAGUAGAGAAAUGCAAUAAAUAAAUGAACUUUUAUAAUAAGCAAAAUAUAUAGCACCAUCCAACACAUCUAAUGAUUCAAAAUAUUAUACACUUUAAUACAAUAAAUUAAAUAAUUUUGAAUCUGACUUCUUAUUACCAACCAGUGCACCUGCAUAGUAAAUAAAUAGUCUUGCAUUCAAAGAUUUGGUUAAUUAAAAACCUAAUGACAUACCAUAAAUUACAAGGACAAAUAGUAUAAUCAGCAAUAAAAAGAGUAGCCCUUCAAUUAUAGAUUAGCAAAAUAUAAAUCAAUUAAAGCAAACAGCUAAACCUUGCAUAAAUAAUACUAAAUCAGGAGAAUAUGAUUUAAUUCAAUAGAGCUUAACUAUAAAUAAAGAGUAAGAAUAUUCUAGUAACAGCUUAAAAGAAAAGGCUUAACAACCUUAGCUAUCAGGAAAGUAAUUGAUACUUAAUAAUAAUAUUUCAAAUAAUAGUUCAAUUAACCAAGAAAAAAUAUUUUCUACAGGUGAAAUCAUCUAAUAAUAUGACAGCAGUAAAAAUCUAAGCUAAAAUCAAAUCAAUAAAAUUAAAAAUGAGCAAAUUAGUUAAAUAAAUAUUGACAAAAAUUUUAAUGAAAAACCAUCUCAAAAUGAUAAAAAAUAAUAAAUGUAGAAUGUCAAAUCAAUCUAGCAAUAAUAAUAGUAGUGUUAGCAACCUGUAAAGUGGUACCUCUAUGAUUCAUAGGCCUAGUUUGAAGAGCAAGAUAAUCUUAAUAAUUUUAAUAGUUAUGGAAUGCAGCAAAAAUAGUAAGUUGCUAAAACUAAAGACCAAAUAUAUCAAAAGUAAAAUAAAGCAAACGUUACAGAAACUUUCCCUGAUAAUAAGCAUUUUUUAAAUUCAGAAUCUUCUAGUUUAACUCAAAUAUCAACCUACAGAGAAGAGAGUUCUAAGUGCAUUACAAAUGAUUCAUAAUUUAAUAAUUUCAAUAAUCAUUAAGGAAAAUAGGUAAAUGAUAUUUAAUAUUAGGAAUUCAAUUACUAGGGUUAAUUAUAAAGCACAAAACAAGCAAAAGAUUUUACAAUUAAAGAAACAAACAUGAAUUAGCCUUAUCAGCUUUGCUAAAAAACAACAAAUACUAAUACAAAAUUAGAAAACUGCUCAAUCCUUAAUAAUAUAAACGAAAUAAAAGAUUCAUAUCAUAUGGAUUUUGAAGAUCUUGCAAAAUAUUUUAGUUAAAAUAACGGAACAAAGCCUUCUAAUAACACUCCAUCAUCAGAAAAACAAAAAUAAAUUUAAUCUCAGUUAAAAUUAGAAAGCGAAGAGUACAAAAAUUUGUGUUCAUCAAUAGAAUCUCUUCGUCUUCUAAAUACAAAAGAUGAUCCCUUUAUAAAAAUUCAAAACCAAGAAGAUUUCUCGGAAAUUUAAAAAUUAGCUUUAAAAGGCAGCACUACUGAUGAUAACUUUAGCAACACGAAUAAAAAUUCAAUUAUUUAUAAAAAUAGAGAGAAAUUACAAGAUGAUAUUUCUGAAGCUAUAGAAUCAGAUAGUAGUUUAAAUAAAAUUAAGAGUUAGUAAAACCAUUUUAUAGAUGAACCAUAUUCUAUCAACCAGCAAGAGUUUUAUAGUUAAUCUAAUUUAAAUUUGAAAUAAAAAAAUUUGAAUGGUUUUGAAGGUCUUUAUUCAAUAGAGGAGGGUGAGUAUGAGUUAAAAUCUAACCCAUAUUAUGAUUAAGAUUCUUAAAAUAGCUCUUAAUUUAGCUUAAAGGCUGUAGAAGAAGAGUUAGAUGAUGAAGAAAAAUCACAAAGAUUAAAAUAAAGUUCAUAAAAUAACUCAUAGGAAAGUAUAAACUCAAAUAAAUAAUCAGAUUCAUAAGAAAAAGCUAAUAUUUCUUAGCAGUUGAAAGAAAAAGAGGAAGAAGAAAGUAUAGAAGAUCCUCAACUCAUGUGUGAUGAGGAAUAAAUUUAUGAAAUGAUGAAUAGCAAUAUUUCUAAUAUCCUUGACCAAAUAAAUAAUGACGAUCCAAACCAAGCCUUCUACUCUAAUAAUUACUAUGAUUAACCAUGCUUUAAUAUUGAGUCAUACAGCAAUUUUAAAAUAAUUCCUUAGUCUUACAGCAAUGCUCCCUCUAAUUAAAAAUAAGAAAAUGAAACAAAUUACUCUUCAAACCCAAUGGUUGCUCCUUUUGUAGAUGUGCCUUAAUACGAUCAAAAGUAUCAUAAUAGCUAGAAUAAGAAUCUUUCAGAGAUUGCAAGCAAGUCACAUAAUAUAGAUCCUAAGGAAAACUAAAAAGAAAAUUAAAAGAAAGUAGAGAGUAAAUAACUGGAAAAAGAUGAAAAACCUGUUUAAGAGGAAAACUAGAAAAAAGCUAAUAAAUCUAUCAGCGCUUUAGGAACCAAUCAUUAAAUUUAAUAGAAAAAAACAGAAGAGAACUUAUCUAAAGAAUAAAAAUUAGCUUUAUUGAAAGAAUAACUAGCAAACUUUGAUAAAAUAUAAAACUAGUUCCCUAUUUUCGGAGGAGAACAUCUUGCCUACCUACUCUCUAGAGAAUCAGAUUAUUAACCAAAUCCGUUUUAUAUGAAGCAUUAGAGGUAAUUCAGUCCAAACAUGAGAGCAAUUCUAUUGGAUUGGAUGAUGGAAGUUAGUGAAGAGUUUGGCUUAAAAAGAGAAACUUAUUACAUUGCUGUAAACUUAGUGGACAGAAUGUUUUCUUGUAAACAUAAUUUACAAAUAAAAGAAUUUUAGUUGAUUGGUGUUACUUCUCUACAUAUUGCUUCUAAAUUAGAGGAAAUUUAUCCAAAAAGAGUGGAAUAAUUUAUUUUAUCAACUGAUAAUGGAUAUACAGCACAACUAGUCUUUGAAACUGAAAAAAAUAUAUUAUAGAAACUUAAUUUUAUGGUAAAUCCUCCUACGGUUUCGUUCUGGGGUAACUGGUUCAUGUCUUAAUGGGAUAUUUUUAUUCAAACUUCUGAAAAAGCAUAAAAUAGUAAAUUAGUCCUAUAAUUUUAUGAAAACAAUAGCUGCUUUGUGCAGUUUAGAUAAGCUACCAACUAGUCCUAUGAGUUGUUUAGAGAAUACAUGUAAAUUAUGGACUUCUCUAUUUUAGAUGUACAAACUCUCUAAAUAAGUGCUACCAAAUUACACUGCAGUAUUAUGUAUCUUGUUUUAGGAAAAGCUCAUGGAGUAUACACUUUAGAUGACAUAUAAAAUGAGGUAGCAUAAGGAUUCAUUUUUACAAAAAAAGCCUAGGAUUUCAACGAUAUUUACAAUGAAUUUGCAAGUGUUUCAUUUGGAAUAAAUAUUUAAAAUAUUGUCACUUGCAUUUAAUAUAUCUCAAAGUUCUUUGUACUACCUGUGACCAAUGCUUUACCAUUUAUUAUCUCUGAAAUGAAAGAGCCUCUUCAAGGAAAUUAUGAAGAUUUUCUUUAAUACUAAACUCAUAAUAAAAAUUAAAUAGAAAAAAUAAAAAACAUAAUUUAAAAAGUGUAUAAAAUAAAUGGAUGA
Molecule: messenger RNA, 6927 nt
Organism: Tetrahymena thermophila SB210
Lineage: Eukaryota; Ciliophora; Oligohymenophorea; Hymenostomatida; Tetrahymenidae
Product: amine-terminal domain cyclin
Exons: 8
Biological process (GO): mitotic cell cycle phase transition; regulation of cyclin-dependent protein serine/threonine kinase activity
Cellular component (GO): nucleus; centrosome; cytoplasm
Molecular function (GO): cyclin-dependent protein serine/threonine kinase regulator activity
Source: RefSeq, a predicted model, not a curated record